Molecule: messenger RNA, 1405 nt
Organism: Anguilla rostrata (American eel)
Lineage: Eukaryota; Metazoa; Chordata; Actinopteri; Anguilliformes; Anguillidae
Product: sodium/potassium-transporting ATPase subunit beta-1-interacting protein 3-like
Exons: 5
Coding region: 482-1033 (183 amino acids)
Biological process (GO): regulation of sodium ion transport
Source: RefSeq, a predicted model, not a curated record
AGACAACGAAGUGGAAAGGCAGGACCGCUGCUCUGUCACUACGACCAUUGUGUUCUUUCUUGUGUGUUUUUUUCCUUCUUUUUUUGGUGAACAGCCACGCCCACCGAAGGCAGCAGGCGCGCGCCUCCGCGAAUCCACUGCCAUUCAAGUUUCCCUGCGAACCCACGCUUCCCGUUACAUUGGGCUAAUUGAGUUUGGAUUAGAGAACAGAUCGUUCACAGACUUUAAUUGGGGAAAACCCACACAGUCCACAUCCUCUUAGCGACAUGCUGAGAGAUAAACGAGUUAUCAGCACUGCUCCGAAGAGAUUUAAUUUGUACUUUUUCGUUUAACUUCAGAAUUUGUUACGCCGCAUAUACAUGGAGCCUACGCAAAGUUAUACUUUUACUACCUGAAGAUCUGAGCUCUUCGCGUCUGCUUCUCAUCAGCCGGACUGUGCAUUUGUUAAUCCAACGUUGUUACUUGUCACUCGUGUGGGAAAAUGGGCUGUUGCAGCGGGCGGUGCACACUUGUCUUUCUCUGCGUUUUACAGCUGCUCGCAGCCUUGGAGCGACAGAUCUUUGAUUUCCUGGGAUACCAGUGGGCCCCCAUCCUUGCGAAUUUCCUGCACAUAAUCAUUGUUAUUCUUGGCCUGUUUGGAACACUUCAGUAUCGGCCUAAGUACGUCAUCAUGUAUGCCGUUUGGACCGCGCUGUGGGUCGGCUGGAACGUGUUCGUCAUCUGCUUCUACCUGGAAGUGGCGGGCCUCACCCAGGAAAUGGACGUUAUGACCUUUAACAUCUCUCUGCACCGCUCCUGGUGGCGGGAGCACGGGCCAGGCUGCGUGAGGACGGAAGCCCCGCCCCCUGACCCCUACGACCCCCAUGACCUGCCGGGCCACGCCUUCAUCUCUGUUACUGGCUGCAUGGUGGAGUUUCAGUACCUGGAAGUGGUGCACUCUUCCUUCAGUAUACUGCUGGCUCUGGUUGGGUUUGUGUUUGCCUGCUACGUGAUCAGCGUGUUUACAGAGGAAGGGGACAGCUGUCGGUACUGACUCCCCCCCCCCCCCCCACGGUCCCGCCUUUCUGUCCUGUACAUUCUCAACAUUACAGCAACGUCCCAGUAACGUUCCAGUGAUGUUCCCACCGGCACUCCGCUAUCCUUUCACCCGCUCCAUUACCAUCCUCACUCAACCAGAAAAUAUGCUUAUCUUACGCGAGGGGGUGAAUGUGUACUGCCUGUCAGCUAAUGCAAACACAAAGACAGCACAUGACAUACACCUGUCUGCGCGUCUACUGUCGUGUGUAGCUUAGGGCUCGGUGGCUCAGUAAGCCCUAAACCAGUUACCCUAAGGCGAUAACUGCGGUCGCGUUGAGCUGAACUGAAUUAACGCUACUGUUGAACAGCCGUCAAUCAUAUGUUUUUU